This is a messenger RNA of Ostreococcus lucimarinus CCE9901, 2067 nucleotides long. RefSeq lists its product with no specific name. NCBI's taxonomy places the organism in Eukaryota, Viridiplantae, Chlorophyta, Mamiellophyceae, Mamiellales, Bathycoccaceae. The transcript has a single exon. Gene Ontology annotation, molecular function: glutamine synthetase activity. Bases 1 to 2067 code for a protein of 688 amino acids. The record is from RefSeq and is a predicted model, not a curated record.
AUGAGCUCGGGGCCGGCGACGACGGAAGGUUUCGGGUCUGGAUGCUUCAAGGGUGCGGUCGCGGACAAGUACUUGAGUAAAUACGGCGAAUCUGCGACGUUGCUCGCGAACGGGAACUGGACCAAGGAUAUGGCGAAGGCGGAUAUCGUCGCCAAGGCGGUGCUCGACUGGGCCGUGGACAACGGCGCCUCGGUGUACUGCCACUGGUUCCAACCGAUGGGCUCCUCGGGUGUGCGUCACGGUAACUCUGGUCAAGUGCACCAGUCUAUGUUUGAUUUCGCGGCGGAUGGUACCCCGUUCUACUCCUUCACGGGCGAACAGCUCCUCCAAGGGGAGACGGAUGGUUCCUCUUACCCGAACGGCGGCAUGCGCGCGACGCACACCGCCGGCGGUUACCUUUCCAUCGACCCGUCUUCGCCGAUCUUCUUGCGCGAAGACACCGUGUUCAUCCCGGCCGGUUUCGUUUCUUACAACGGCGAUGCCCUCGACGAGAAGACGCCGCUUCACCGCGCCACUACCGCUUUGGACAAGCAAACGAAGCGCAUGCUCAAGGCGAUGGGCUACGACGUCGGCUCCGCCUCCGUCUACGCCAACAUUGGUUUGGAGCAAGAAAUCUUCUUGGUGCCGCGCCAUGCGUACUACCGCCGCCCGGAUCUUCAAUUCACUGGCCGUACCAUUACCGGUAAGUUCCCGGCUCGUGGCCAAGAGAUGAGCGACCACUACAUGGCUCCGAUCUCCCGCGCCACCGCCGCGUUCGAGUGCAUGCGUCAAAUCCAACAAGAGUGCUUCAAGAUGGGUAUCCCGUUGAAGACUCGACACCGUGAAGUUGCGCCGAACCAAUACGAGUUCGCCCCGAUGUUCGGCAACGCGAUCUCGCAAGUUGACCAAAACUUGAUGAUCAUGCAAAUCAUCGAAGAAGUCGCCUCCGAGCACGGCCUCGCGGCGCUUCUCCAAGAAAAACCGUUCGACGGCAUCAACGGUUCCGGUAAGCACAACAACUGGUCUAUCGGUACCUCCGAUGGGCUUAACUUGAUGAACCCGAAGCAAGUUAACGCGAAGACUGGCAACGCUGAGAUCUUCCCGUUGGUCAUGGCCGCUAUGGUUUCCGCCAUCGACAAGCACGGUGACUUGAUGCGCCUCGCCAUCGCGUCCCCGGGCAACGACUUCCGUCUCGGCGCCAUGGAAGCGCCGCCGGCUGUUAUGUCCACGUACCUCGGCCCGUCCAUCACGGAGUUCAUGAACAACGUGAAGAAUGGUACCCUUGGUACGUACACGCCGCAAAAGAAGCCGCUCAACUUCGGCACCGACAGCAUCCCGUCGAUCGAAGUGCCGGCCGAAGAUCGUAACCGUACCUCUCCGUUCCCGUACGGUGGUAACCGUUUCGAGUUCCGCGCCGCCGGCUCUUCCCAAAACGUUGCCAUGGUCAACACGGUGUUGAACACCAUCGCCGCCGAAGCGUUUGGUAUCGUUGCUGACCGCCUCGAAAAGGGCGACAAGGCGCUCUCCAUCGCACAAGACUUGUUGACCAAGCACGACAAGUGCGUUUUCAACGGUAACGGUUACGAUCCGGAAUGGCCGGAUGAGGCCGUUAAGCGCGGUGUGUGGCGCAUCGAUGCUGGUUGCGACGCCAUUAACGAGCUCGACAGCGCCAAGAACGUCGACCUCUUUGAGAAGAUGGGUAUCUUCUCCGCCAGAGAAUGCGAAGCUCGCAAGUCCGUGCUCCUCGGCCACUACAUCGGUAGCGUCGAGAUGGAAGCUUUGACGAUGAUCGACAUGAUCAACCAACACGUGAUCCCCUCCGUCAAGCGUGCCGACCUGGGUAACCCGGGCAAGCUCAACGACGCCGUCAAGACACUCAAGGGCGCCAUCGCGUCCAUCCACGCCGCUGCGGAGUCUGACGAACACAAGGCUGCUCAAAUCGCUCGCAAGAUGCGCCUCGAAACCAUGGUUUCCAUCCGUGAUGUCAUCGAUGAAUUCGAAGGCCGAUGCCCGCCGGAAGAUUGGACUCUCGCGACGUACCAAGAGCUUCUCUUCCUCGACACUCACCCGGAGUCUGAUUACGUGUAG